Messenger RNA from Conger conger (European conger), 2304 nucleotides. RefSeq names its product C-type lectin domain family 3, member Ba (gene clec3ba). The transcript has 3 exons. NCBI's taxonomy places the organism in Eukaryota, Metazoa, Chordata, Actinopteri, Anguilliformes, Congridae. The coding region runs from base 234 to 821 and encodes 195 amino acids. The record is from RefSeq and is a predicted model, not a curated record.
UUAGCCAUUUGGGAGGUUCAGGCAGGGAUUUCCAACCUGUUCAUGGUCUUCAACAAAUUAUCUGUGAACGUUUGACGUGCAUAAAAUUAGACACUGGGCGAGAUAACAUUACUUUUAGGCAUUCUGGUGUCCAAAGUUUGUGCUUCAUAAACGCGUUUUUCCGCUAAAGAGAUAAUAAAGAUAAAGUUUCCGACUGUGCUCCAUCGAAAAACUGCACUUUCUCCGGUUCAACAAUGUUGAAGCAUAUGGCGCUCUGCUGCCUUAUUCUUCUUGUGCGGUACUCACUCCAGCAAAUUCCCAAUAAAAGGAAUGGCAAGAAAGAUGGUGGUAACACAGCCGCUAUCGAGGAACUGAAGAAACAGAUAAAAAACAUCACAGAGGAUCUGCGCCUACUGAAAGAGAGGCAAGCUCUGCAAACCGUCUGUCUGAAAGGAACCAAGAUCCACGGCAAGUGCUUUCUGGCUGAUGACACAAAGAAAAGCUACCAUGCUGCAAGUGAAGACUGCAUUAACAAGGGGGGCAUCCUGUGCACGCCACUGACGGGUGAUGAGAAUGAUCAGCUGUAUGAUUAUGUGCGCCGGAGUGUGGGGCCAGAGGAGCAGGUAUGGCUGGGCAUUAAUGACAUAUUGACUGAGGGGAGCUGGCUGGACCAGAAUGGUGCCACUGUUCACUACAAGAACUGGGAAACGGAGAUUACCCACCAGCCAGAUGGAGGGCGUUUCCAGAACUGCGCAGUGCUGUCCACCACCGCCAAUGGGAAGUGGUUUGACGAGAGCUGCCGUGCUGAGAGGGCCUCUAUUUGUGAAUUCAACAUCAUUUAAGAACCAGAGCUAUUCGAGUUGUACCCUGGCGGCCAAAUGUGGCCUGACAUACCUAUACUCUUGGCCCUUUGAUUACCCAAAAAAUUACUAUGCCCAGGCAGCAUCUGCACAGGAGUUAGCAUGCUCACUGCAAAACCUACAACAAAACAAGUAUUUUAGUCUUAUAUUGAGACUUAAAUCUUAUUUCUUUUACUUUUUUGCUCCAUAAGACAAAAAUAUUGCCAAUGAGGUAAGACAGUUUGACUCAUUUCAAGAUUUGCCAAUGGAAUAAGAAAGUUGCACUGAUUAUUAACAAGCUAAUAUGUUCUACUUGAGAGACAAUAAAGAUCUUAAGUCUUAUUACAAGACUAAUAUGCUUAAGAAAGUCACUUGCAGUGCUGUGUCCAAUAAAAUAUCUUAUAGUGAUUCUUUUUAUAGUUCACGUCGGUCAUUUACAUUAUUUUUUUUUCGUUUUUUUUAUUUCUGUAAGAGGACAUGGGAGGAGUUGUACAUGGGUUGAGAGUUAAAGCAAGAAGAAGCAAAAUAAAUGCACACCAUAAUUUUAGGCUCUGGUGAUCAUAGUGAUUACACACCUUAAGCUCCUCAAUUUUAUUUCCAGAAUUUUGCUCAAGUUCCAGCAACAUCUACAGCCUGUGCUACACAUCUGAUCAGUGCAUACCAUUUUUAUAAAGAUUCUAUCCCAUAUGAGAUUUACGUAGGAGUUGGCGGAACUGAAGAAUCCUGCUUUAGAGGGAUUUCAUAAUAUAUUGUAGAACACAUGUAUUUUGCAUCUGCACUUAUUAUAUAAUUUAGUUUUUCAUUUGUGUCUUAUAUUGUAGUAACUAUGGCUUUUAUAUAGGGCUGGCCAAAAUGGGCUGUGUUAUUGGCCAAAACUUUGCAUGGUACCUAAUAUCUACAGAGGAAUGAAGUGAUAUGCUAUAAAAUGAAAAUACACUAUUUUAAUUAUACUGAUUUUCUGUUUGUACCUUUGCUCCUUAGUGUGCCUACAUUGUUAAAUUGUAUGUUUCAUAAGAAUGACAUUGAUAGGUAACUUCCUAGUAUUAAGUACAUUCAGAUGAUUAUUACUUGCCCGACUCAUGUACUACAGGAGUGCACAAUAAAAGAUGUGCUGUCUGAGAUAAAUGUCAUGUGCUGUUGCUGCACAAUUACAGCAACAGCAUGACAGAUGUAUUGUCUGGCAGAUGAGUUUGAUGAUGGGUAUCAACUGUAUUACAGGAUUUAACAACAGGAAAAUAACCGGGCUGAUUCAUUUGAAAAUAUAAAUGCAGCUAAAGAAAGCUAUACAUUUACUGGUGUAACAGUGAAACCUCAUUACUUUCUUAUUUUUAAUUAAUUCUAUCCUAUUUAUGUAGGCUCAAGUUAGAUGCUGCUCACACUUCAUGGAUUUAUAUUUUCUAUACUUUACACCUUUAUACUGACUUUAAUGUGGAACAUUUCUGAUCUCAUUUUUAAAUAAUGAAAUAAAAACCAUUAAAUAGCCCAA